Molecule: messenger RNA, 825 nt
Organism: Lizanozyma spartinae
Lineage: Eukaryota; Fungi; Ascomycota; Pichiomycetes; Serinales; Debaryomycetaceae
Gene: ALI1
Product: Ali1p
Exons: 1
Coding region: 1-825 (274 amino acids)
Molecular function (GO): NADH dehydrogenase (ubiquinone) activity
Source: RefSeq, a predicted model, not a curated record
AUGUUGUCCAGAUUACCCCGGUCGGCUGGUAUACUCAAGAGAUACAUCUGCACAUCACAGCCCUUGAAGCAAACCUGGCAUGACUUGCCAGACUUGUCUCAGUUACCCAGAGCUAAGACAGUUCCUCAACAAGCACCUAUAGUUAAUCCUGCUGAUCAAUAUAAGGAAUAUUCUGAGGAAUUACAUAAGUUUGGUAAAUAUAUCAUGUCAUGUAUGCCCAAAUACAUUCAACAGUUUUCUGUCUGGAAAGACGAAUUGACUUUGUAUGUUGCUCCCUCGGCAUUAAGACCAACAGCUAUUUUCUUGAAGAAUCAUACCCCUGCUCAAUUCAAAUCAGUCAUGGAUGUUACAGCUGUGGAUUACCCUUCAAGAGAAAACAGAUUCGAAGUGGUGUACAACUUUUUAUCCGUUAGACACAAUUGUAGAAUUAGAGUCAAGACAUAUGCCAGUGAAACUUCACCUGUUCCAUCUUUAGUACCACUUUAUGAAGGUGUCAAUUGGUUUGAAAGAGAAACUUAUGAUAUGUUUGGUGUUUUCUUUGAAGGACACCCAGACUUAAGAAGAAUCAUGACAGAUUACGGGUUUGAAGGUUAUCCAUUAAGAAAAGAUUUCCCCACCACAGGUUAUGUUGAAGUUAGAUAUGAUGAAGAAAAGAAGAGAAUUGUUUACGAACCUUUGGAAUUGACUCAAGCAUUCAGAAACUUCUCCGUUGGAUCCUCCGUCUGGGAACAAGUUGGUGAAGGUAAGGAUUUCACUCCUGAAUCCUUCAAGUUACCAACACCUGCUCCAGAACCUGAAAAGGAUGAUGAUAAGACCAAGAAGUGA